Messenger RNA from Botrytis cinerea B05.10, 2028 nucleotides. RefSeq lists its product as hypothetical. NCBI's taxonomy places the organism in Eukaryota, Fungi, Ascomycota, Leotiomycetes, Helotiales, Sclerotiniaceae. Bases 145 to 1764 code for a protein of 539 amino acids. The record is from RefSeq and is a predicted model, not a curated record. The transcript is spliced from 3 exons.
GAGAAAAAUUUAUCGGCAAUCUAAUCAUUCGUCAAAUUCUUACCAACAUUUCACUUUGACAUCUUUCCACUUACAACUUUUUACCUCCACUUUAGUACGGUAUCUUCUUUCUGACCCUCAAUAUUCGUCACUGGGGCCGCAAAUAUGUUGAGAACAGCUACUGCGAGAGAGCAGGAAGACCACAGAACUCAUCUACAUCGAGUCGCAUCCUCAAACUUACCCGUCGUACCUCGAAAGCCAUGGGAAUAUUACGUCGCGAUUUUACAACCUGGAAUUUCUUUGGAGAAAUGUGAGCAUGGAGAUUUUUUAUGGAUAAAAGUUAAAGGGACUGUCACGAUCGAAAAAAUUCUGACAUCACACUUCAAGAGAACCGGUCGAAAUUCUAUUCUCAUGGAUGGAGAUGUCGGGUUAUCAAUUGAUACCAAGAUCGAGGAUAUAAAAUGCUUGGGACUUGGAGUAUAUGCAUUUUGGGAGAUUGUCAAGGUUGAGAAAUGGUGGGAGUAUAAAGUCUCGUCGACAUGUGUUGAUGGAAGAACGAGGCCGGCGAAUAAAGAAAUAUGUGGGAGAAUUCUGGAGAACACCGUUGCUUCAGCUAUGGCACAUGAGAAAAUAGGGUUAAUUGAACCCAGGAGCUUCUUUCAAAAUACAUCGGCCAAACCCCAUUCGAUGGUCAAGAAGGAGGAAUCUGGAAGCUUGUUCAAGAAGACAGUUACUUCCACCUUGACGGCAUAUGAAGAUAUGAGGGCAAUUAAGUUCAAAAAUAAGACGAAUCCACGACCGAGUGAAAGGAAAGAAGAAAAGCCUUGGAGUUGGGAAACUAGUGUCCCAUUAAUCGUAGAUAAUACGCCAGGAUCAAGACGAAAACAAACUCCCAGAGAGCUUUUGAAGAAUACCUCAAGCAUGAUACCCUCAUAUAAAUCGAAAGAAGAGAAAUCCGAAGAGCGAUCAGAAGCUACACCAACCGAGACAGCAUCAUAUGUUAUAAUAGCAGGACAGAAACGGAAAAGGGCAAGAGUGACGAAAGAAGAGACAUCGAAAAGAGAGUUAGCUCAAGAGGAUAGAGCUGAGAUUAUCAAACGUAGAAGGAUGGAGCUGGAAUUAGAAGCUACUGCCGACAAUACCAUCAAGCAAACGAGAACAGAGUUAGACAAAAAGUUGGAUCUUAUGAAGUUAAAAAACAAAAAAUCACCGGCAAUUGACUUGCUUAUUAAACCUUUUGCAGAAAAUACAAAAUUGGAUUUAAAACGACACGACGACUAUGUAGCCAAACGACGAAAUAAUAUGGAAGCGAAUUCCCACGGACUCGGAAAAUUAGAGUUAAAGAACAUUCUUCAACGAUUCGAAAUUUCGUGGGAACGACAAAGGCAGGAUAUCGUUAACAGAGAUCCACAGUUCAAACAACGAGUCAGGUCUGAGCCUCAGAAGUCGACAGAAAUCAUUACAUCAAGCGAUCAAUGCCACGGCUCCCUUGAAUCAAUUUUCAAAGAGAGAGAAAUCCACCUUGACCUUGAAGCUAUUCAAAGGCAACUCGACAUCGCAAAACGGGAACAUCCACAAUCAAAUUUUACUCUUCGCUAUUCUCGUGAUACCGUUCGCUUGGAGUGCGCACACUGUCCUGAUAUCGAUAUUCGAAUGGGGCUGAAAGACUUUCGAGAUGUUGCUGGCAUAGUAAAAAGACACCAGGCAUCAAAGUAUCAUAUGGAUAAUCGAUAUAAUGAAGCUCAGAGAAUUUGUGGCGCUCAACAGCCGAAAAAUAAAAUCUAGGUCGAAUCUAAAGCAGUUCUGCGAGCCGAUAUCCAGUCACUGAGAUUUUGAUUCAGAAUAGACUUUCAAUUGAAACAUAUGGCAACGAUUGUUGUCAGCGUAGGAUCUAGAUAGGCCAUUUGUUUGAAUGGCAAAAGUUCGGAAAGGCAUAUGAUAGCAUCUAGAACAAGUUGAAGGAGCACACUCUGAUUUAUGACUAUCAGAUGGGGGCCCAGACACAAUGGUAGAUGUGAAUUUAGAAGGCACGGAACGGGUGAAGGGUCA